Molecule: messenger RNA, 1455 nt
Organism: Cotesia glomerata
Lineage: Eukaryota; Metazoa; Arthropoda; Insecta; Hymenoptera; Braconidae
Product: glutamate receptor ionotropic, NMDA 2B-like
Exons: 6
Coding region: 1-1455 (484 amino acids)
Source: RefSeq, a predicted model, not a curated record
AUGAAGCGGUCACAAGCGUUGGAACGCCUAGAGAAACUGACCAGCGAGUUAAAUGUUUUAGUUCAGUCAAAGGUCAACAUCCACAAGGAGAUAAAAAACAAGACGACUAGUGUAGCGAACGCACUUCAACGUUUAAAAAAACUGGACGAAGAAUGGCGCUCAUCAUUACACUGCACGCCUUGUGCUACAUCAGAGAGAAACAGUCAAGUGGUUGUUGAAGAAGCGAUGGACACUGGAGCCGAAGGCGGAGCUUUUCAUACUCCCAAGACGCUGAAAGACCUUGGACCUGGUCAUCCCAUCAAGAAGCAGAAAGUGGUUAAGGAUCUUCCACAAAACUCUGGUGAACAGAACAAGAAGCCAGGCUGGGAAAAGGUGCAGUCCAGAAAGGACAAGAAGAAAGAGAGCAGGAAACUGCCCCCAGAAAAACCUCCGGUGCCUCCACCGAAGCCGAACCAGAAGCCGAGAAGAACAGCAACGAGACCGGAGGCACUUAUUAUCCGUCCAGCGAACAAAGAUAAGUAUUCUGAAAUACUUACACGGAUUAAGGCGGACGUUCGCCCAGAUCAGGUCCGCAAUACAGUCGAGAAGAUACGCAGGACCGCGACAGGGAACAUUCUCAUCACGCUGUCGAAAGAACUAAUUCAAAAUAUUCUCAUUCAACAGCGAGCAUCACAAAGCAGUUUGCAACUACAACUAGCGCCUUCAUUAGAACAUCAAACUGCUGCUAUGUUGAGUAUAUUAGAACGUUAUAAAUGGCAUCAAUUCAGUGUAGUUACAUCACAGAUCGCAGGACACGAUGAUUUUAUUCAAGCAGUGAGAGAACGAAUUUCUGAAAUGCAAGAAACAUUCAAACUAACUAUUCUAAAUGCAGUAUUGGUGACUGAAGCAUUGGAUUUGUUGGAGCUAGUCAAAAGUGAAUCACGAGUGAUGUUACUCUAUGCAACUCGAGAAGAAGCUAUCCAUAUAUUAACUGCUGCAAAAGAACUUAAAAUUACUGGAGAAAAUUAUGUUUGGAUAGUUACUCAAAGUGUAAUAGGAAAUCUUCAAACUCCCAAUCAAUUUCCAGUUGGUAUGCUUGGAGUUCAUUUUGAUACAAGUAGUACCAGUCUUGUAAAUGAAAUAUCAACAGCAAUAAAAGUAUAUGCAUACGGUGUCGAAGACUUUGUCAAUGAUCCAAAAAACUUCAAUUACAGUUUAAAUACAGCUCUUAGUUGUGAGGGCUUAGGAGAAUCUCGAUGGAAUACAGGAGAUAGAUUUUUCCGAUAUCUACGAAAUGUUUCUGUUGAGGGUGAUCAAGCAAAACCAAACGUGGAAUUCACUCAGGAUGGUGUUCUUAGAGCGACUGAGCUUAAAAUCAUGAAUCUCAGACCUGGGCUUAGCAAACAAUUGAUUUGGGAAGAGCAAAUCAUUGCUCAGCUAGUUCCCACACUAGCAAAUAUACUAACUAGUCUUUGA